AAUAUAGACUACGAACGUGAAUCAAUUACUAAAAAUAUCUACACUGAGGAACGUUGUGUUCGAUAUAGAAAAGAAACGAUUGUUUGUGGUACGUCUUUUCCUUGAACAGUUUGUAUUUUCCGAAGAAGAUAUUCUAGUGUACAUAAUAUACCGGUUUAUCGUGCAAAAUUCGUGAAAAAUUAUUUAACGGAUAUUUUCUUCCCCGUUGAAGCUAGGCAUUCCUUAAAAAUUAGAUAACGUCUGACACCAAAAUGCAUCCGCUAGAUCCCUUAACCACCGUUGAAAUAUCCAAAUCAUCCGGACUCAUUCGGGAAAAACAUCCAAACAAGAAUGGCUGGAUUUUCAAUUCCAUCACUCUGUUGGAGCCGCCCAAAAAUGUACUGCUUCCCUUUCUUUCAAAAGAAGUCGAAUUAAACCGGAAAGAUAUGGUAUCAAUUCCACGGAAGUCAUUUACAAUUUUAAUUGAGAAAGGAACAGGGAAGGUAUACGAGGCCGUUAUAAACCUAUCUGACGAUACGAUUGAACGUUUUGAUGCUGUUCCAUCUGGUUUUCAACCAACACUAACACCCGAAGAUUGCAUUGAAGCUGAAAAAAUUUGUAAAUCGAAUUCGGAAGUCCAACUACGAUGCCUACGUUUGGGACUGGAAGAUAUGGAUCUGGUAGUUGGUGAUCCAUGGUCGAUUGGAUAUAACGGCGAGCCUGAAUUUGCAAGCAAGCGAGCCGUACAAUUAUUUAUGUACGCGCGCAUGUUCCCAGAAGACAAUCAUUAUGCACACCCAUUGGACUUUGUCGUAGUCGUUGAUUUGAACGCGUUCGAAGUUAUACUAAUCGAAGAUUUGCCAAUCCAUACGGAUUUCAAAUCAAAACGGGAAGAUGAGGUGGAAAUACCAAAGGAAACCAGCAACUAUGAUCCAAAAUUCUUGCCAGAAGCAUUCUUAAGAAAGGAUUUGAAGCCUUUGCAAGUGAUACAACCGGAAGGGCCUAGUUUUACCGUCGAAGGAAAUGAAAUACAAUGGCAACUAUGGAAUUUCCGAAUAAGUUUCAACUACCGUGAAGGGCUUGUUCUCCACAAUGUCUCUUACAGAGAUGGUAACAAGACACGACCACUUUUCUACAGAAUUUCUUUGUCUGAAAUGGUUGUUCCGUACGGUGAUCCAAGACCACCAUAUCACCGAAAAAGUGCAUUUGAUAUUGGCGACUACGGAUUAGGCUUUUGCGCAAAUUCUCUUUUACUUGGAUGCGACUGUUUGGGAACUAUUAGAUAUUUCGAUGGGAUCCUCAAUACCCACGAUGGAAAGGCGACGGUUAUUAAAAAUGUUAUUUGCUUACAUGAAGAAGACGCUGGAACUCUCCACAAGCACACCGAAUACCGAACGGGAAAAGUGAAUGUAACACGUUCACGUCGUCUCGUUCUCAGCUUCGUCGUAACAGUUGUGAAUUACGAGUACGCUUUCUACUACACAUUUUACCAAGAUGGCACAAUAUCGUUUGAAAUAAAAGCAACUGGCGAACUAAGCACAAAUUUGUUAGCAGAAGGAGUGAAUCCUGCAAAUUAUGGAUCGGUUGUGUUUGAUCGAGUGGCUGCACAGUAUCAUCAACACAUAUUUUGCGCUCGAGUCGAUCCGAUGAUUGAUGGCAGCGAGAACACUGUAUCCGUUGUCGAUGUAAAAGCCUUGGAUGAACCAUUCCAAUCUGAUACAAACCCGUACGGCCAAGGAUUCGCCAUAGAAGAGACACCAUUGAAAACGUCUCUGGCAUCUGUAACGGACAUUAAAGCCGAGACUUCACGGUUCUGGAAAAUUUCCAAUUAUUCAUCCAUUCAUCCGUAUACGCAAAAACCAGUUGGGUGGAAAUUGAUUUCUUUUGGUGGAUCGUUUCAGAGAUUACUUGCAGGACCUGGCAGUUUCAUCAGAAAACGAGCUGGAUUUGCUACGCACUCAGUGUGGGUUACGCCAUAUAACGAUAGCCAGUUGUAUGCUGGAGGAUUGUACAUCAAUCAAAGUCCAGGAGGUCAGGGAUUGGAGUCAUGGGUGAAAGAAGACAAUCCCAUCGAGGACAAAGACAUCGUUUUGUAUCAUUCCUUUGGUGUAACACACAUACCGAGAGUUGAGGACUUUCCAAUAAUGCCCGUUGAAACGUUUGGAUACACUCUAAAGCCAGUGAACUUUUUCUUGUGUAACCCUGGACUAUCUGUUCCUCCGCCCUGCAAAUCAGCUAAUAAAAGUCGAUUAGCGUAAGAUUGACAUAGUUUAUGCUUUAGAACUAUUAAAAUCGCAAAAUAAACAUAAGAAUUCUUUGGUUUA
Molecule: messenger RNA, 2303 nt
Organism: Bradysia coprophila
Lineage: Eukaryota; Metazoa; Arthropoda; Insecta; Diptera; Sciaridae
Biological process (GO): amine metabolic process
Molecular function (GO): primary methylamine oxidase activity; copper ion binding; quinone binding
Source: RefSeq, a predicted model, not a curated record